Molecule: messenger RNA, 2082 nt
Organism: Colletotrichum fioriniae
Lineage: Eukaryota; Fungi; Ascomycota; Sordariomycetes; Glomerellales; Glomerellaceae
Source: RefSeq, a predicted model, not a curated record
AUGGCCGACCGCCAAGCACAGACCACACCUCCGCGAGUGUCCUUUGGCGUAGAGCUCGAAUUCUUCAUUGCUUUUGUUCGCGAGGGGGAAAGAGACCCUGACUAUGCCAUCAAGCAUGAGCUGCAGCCUCUUGUUGUAGUUCCUCCAGAUGACGGGAUCGAUAAGCACGGCCUUCCGCAUACGGCGUACGAUUGGGACGAAGACUUUGUGUUCCACAGCAUUGGAGACGCCUUGGCUAAAGCUGGAUUGCCGGUUUAUGGCCAGGGGGAAUGUGGUCUGCCCGGCUCCUUGCAGAGUAUGCAGAGUAAAAAGGCCAGCGACGCGUUCCAGCUCAAGACAGACAUUUCUCUCAAAGCUGACCACGUCGACGGGUACCGCUGGCAGCGCGUCGAAAUGAUAUCCCCGGCCAUGUACAACAUGAAUAUGUCUUUUGACAUGAUUCGUCUGGCGGUGAGUGUAAUCACUACUAACUUCCGGUGCCGAGUGAACCCUAGCUGUGGGUUCCACGUUCAUGUAGGUGUAGGACCGACGCAAAGAAUCGACGCAAGGACGUUGCGGCAUUUCGCUGCCCUCUUAUGGGCCGCUGACCCUCUUAUCAGCCGACUUCAUCCUCCUUGGCGUGCUACCCUCGCCUACAGCCAGUCUGCUCGAGUGAAUGCAGCUACACCCCUGGGACAGGGCGAAGGCCCUGCAGAUGUGACCGUUGACAAAAACAUUGCCUUGCAGGAUCUGAAGAAAAUGAAAGUCCUGGGAAGAGACCGUUGGCUUGGCGACUCAGUGGAGGUGGACGCAACCCCAGAGACGAUGAAUCGCGAGAUGAGUUUGGAUCAAGAGGACGACGAGGCCCUUCUUACGGGCCACGAACCAUGGCAGCAUCGGCGGAUUAUUCCCGACGUCAGGGACCCCAAAAGCCCCGAAGCUCGCUCAACCUCGCCAUUUGGGUUUCCUCCACUUAGAUACGAGGCUCCUGUAUUGAUGCCGAAGAACUACCGCAGCUCUGCACCCAGCGGCGCAGUCCCACCACGACCUCGACCUCCCCCAAUCAACAGACGCUACGCUCGUGUUCCCGGAACGAUGCGAAAAGACAUCCGCGGAGACCCCGACUUCCUGGACGGGUACAUCCUAGGCCAAGGAGGAAGCAUCGAAUGUGUAGAAGUCAACCAGCCGGCUCGCUGGGACGUUAUGUCUGGCGUCAGGGAUCUCCUCGGUGCUGACAUGACAGUCGCACAGGUCGGGCAAUUGAUGACGCCUGCUUUUCUCCCGAAGCACAUCAACUACAAGUUCAAAGCCUAUGAUUUUCACUCUCUCAAACAUCUCGCCCCGCAGGACGGAAACACGACGCGGACGACUUACCCUACGAAAGACCACACGAUUGAGUUUCGCGAGGCGGCAGGUUCCCUGGACGUGGAGUGGAUUGCGACCUGGGCUCGCAUCUGUUGUCGACUCCUCGAAUGGAGCCGCGAUGCGGAGCCGACGGAGUUCAUGUGUGUGAUGCGGCUGCUGGCGUGGGCUCAGGAAGAGGAGGGAGCUCAGUACGAUGUGGUUGACUUGUUGAUCGACCUGGGCUUGAUCACGGAAGCGAGGUUCUGCGAGGACAGGCUGCAGCAAGGAGAGGCUGCGUGGUGGGAGUGCGCUAAUCUUGGCUCUCUCGAAGGGUCCGAGAACGUUUUUGGAGACGGGAUGGGCUACCCAGUGCCUGAGUUCGACGACUUUGAGAUGCCCGAUGUAGAGAAUGGAGAUGGGCAUCGAUACUCCGGAGUCGCGUUCGGGGGCUGGGACGAUGCUCAUGGUGGUGAGUACAGGGGCGGAGAGGGGUGGGAUUCGUCGAGUGGCAGUGAUCCUUUCGAGCUCGAGUGCAAGGCACCUGAGGCUAGUGAGAAGACCAGGACGAGUAAGACAACCACAGACGACACACUCGCAGAGAAGGCAAACGGAAAUGCGCCUACGGCCGGUAAGACCAACACAAAAGACAUAUCAGAGAAGAAGAUAGGUGACGAUGUGAAGGAGCAAGGUGAGUCGGCGGCGCGGGCGUCCUGUAGUUCGAGUAUCAGCACAAGUCGCCCGAGAAUCACGAUUGAGUGA